UUUCGAAUUCUCUACGAAGAUGAGAGCCAAGUGGAGAAAGAAGCGCGUCCGUCGCCUCAAGCGUAAGCGCAGAAAGAUGCGUGCCAGAUCGAAAUAAAUGACUCGCCCACUCCAUCUCAGCUCUUCAUGUGAAAGCUCAGGUUGAACGCCAAACAUGACAAUUUUUUGCGACGACGUCACGAUGAUGAUUUCUGUUAUGAUCGUUUCGUGGUUCGGUAUCUCGAUCGAGGCCUGUCUGGUCUGCAACCCUUCUUCGGUGCAGUCGAACUCGGAGCCCGCUGUUUCAACUGGACACAAGCGAUUUUCUCCCGUCCAAUCCCACGGUCUCAUUUCCAACGAGUUCGAUUUAUCUCUUGAUUUUCUUUGAUCCAGACAGUGGGGGAUGCGCGUUGUGUGUGCUUUUCCUCGGAGGUGCCAAAUGUGUUUGGGGGGGUUGGGGGGAUCUGUGGGAAGAAGCCGAAUGGUCUCCUGUAUUCCUGUACUGUCCUGCUUUUAUCGUUCCCACUGAUCCUUUUGGGAUUUUGCAUGGUGACUGGUCAAUUACUCGUGUCUCGGUUUUCUGGACGGUUCGUCCGGACGGAUGUCGGGCCAUGGAGAGGUUUUUAUUGAGAAUUUUAUUUUCAAAUUAACAAAAGUUACGACGCAC
This is a messenger RNA of Aspergillus heteromorphus CBS 117.55, 646 nucleotides long. RefSeq lists its product as uncharacterized. The coding region runs from base 182 to 367 and encodes 61 amino acids. The transcript is spliced from 2 exons. Lineage: Eukaryota; Fungi; Ascomycota; Eurotiomycetes; Eurotiales; Aspergillaceae. The record is from RefSeq and is a predicted model, not a curated record.